Messenger RNA from Brassica oleracea var. oleracea, 964 nucleotides. Its product is annotated as probable NOT transcription complex subunit VIP2. The record is from RefSeq and is a predicted model, not a curated record. NCBI's taxonomy places the organism in Eukaryota, Viridiplantae, Streptophyta, Magnoliopsida, Brassicales, Brassicaceae. The transcript is spliced from 6 exons. Bases 158 to 847 code for a protein of 229 amino acids.
GAGAGAGUGUUAUUUGAGAAUGAAUUGGGCAGUGCUAUCCUCUUCCAUUCUCCUCCUCUGUACGAUCGUAGGCUGUUGUGUGUGUCUUGUAACCGAAUGAUAUAUUGUCUCGCGUGAUUGUCAGCUCCUGCAAUAUCAAACCUUCAUUCCUCUCUCAAUGGUUUUAGCUUCGAAUCUACCAGAUGGGUCGGGGAGAUCUUUUGAUGCUUCGUAUUCUGGUGCGCCGUCUCCCAGUUUUCAUCAUUCUGGUGGAAGUCUUCAGGGACUUCAUAAUCUUCAUGGGAGCUAUAAUGUUGGGAACAUGCGAGGUACACUUUCAUCAAGAAACUCAAGUAUGAAUAGUAUACCAUCUCCCGGUGUGCAACAACCUAAUGGGAGUUUUCCAGUCAAGGAUUUGAUUCAAGUAACAUACAUGUUGCUCUCUCUCAGUUAUCUCAUAAUAGCUCACAUGGGCAUUCCAGAAUCCCAAACAGAGGAUGAAUUAAUGGAGUUGGUGGUUCUAUUCCUGGGGUUCUCUCCACGUCUCAGUAAUCGGAAUAGUGUUCCAAUGGGAAUGUCCCAAUUGUUGGCAAACGCAGGUCCUCGAAUAACAUCAAAUGCAAUGGGGAACAUGGUUGGUGGAGGUAACUCGAGGAAUAUUAGCUCUGGUGGAUUGUCUAUUCCUGGCCUUUCGUCGCGUCUAAAUUUGGGAGCUAAUAGUGGAUCAGGGUUAAGUGUUCAGGGACAGAACCGAAUGCUGGGUGGACUUCCUCAAGUUCUGCGUGGAGAGCUCUUGAGUUGGCAAUGUUAUGCGCGGAUCUUCAUUCUACAAACCGACCAACCAUGUCCCGUGUUAUUAUCGAGCUAAAAGAGUGUCUUGCUUGUGAGAAAUCUGAGGAUAAGUAAGAAUCGAGGUUUGGAAAAUCGCGAUGAAAAUUGGACGCUUCGGUGGUUCAUGGUCAAGAUAGUUUGUGCAGGAACCAGU